ACCGCACUAGAUCGCCACUUCGCCCUCUAAAAACCCUAGCCAUAUAUCUCCUCUCGUUACGCCGCUUGCGAGUCUUAAAUCGCCUUCCUCCUCCACGGCUAGGGUUUCUCUGCAGCAGUCGCAGCAAUGGGUAAGGGAACUGGGAGUUUCGGUAAGAGGAGGAACAAGACCCACACACUUUGCGUUAGGUGUGGCCGCCGCAGCUUCCAUCUUCAGAAGAGUCGCUGCUCCGCCUGUGCUUUCCCCGCUGCCCGCAAGAGGACAUACAACUGGAGUGUGAAAGCGAUCCGUAGGAAGACAACUGGAACUGGUAGGAUGAGGUAUCUCCGUCAUCUCCCUCGCCGCUUUAAGAGUGGUUUCAGAGAAGGCACUCAAGCUGCACCAAGGAGUAAGGGAGCAGCUGCAACUGCUUAAGCCUAUAAUCAUGCAUGUGGGCAAACUUUGGGGAGUGAAUUACAUGAUUAAUUGUUGUUUAUUUCGUGGGAAAAUUUUUUGGAGACAUUGUUUGGAAGUUUCAACUUUUAAUGCUUUUUAGUAUUAUUGUAGUUUCCUUGAUAUGAAGUUACUUUCAAUUUUGGAGUGGAUGAUGAAACUCUCUUUGGUUUGAUGUUUGAUGGAAGUCAGCUAUUUUAUGUUUUUUUA
Messenger RNA from Tripterygium wilfordii, 642 nucleotides. Its product is annotated as 60S ribosomal protein L37-3. Gene Ontology annotation, cellular component: cytosolic large ribosomal subunit; ribosome. Bases 127 to 414 code for a protein of 95 amino acids. NCBI's taxonomy places the organism in Eukaryota, Viridiplantae, Streptophyta, Magnoliopsida, Celastrales, Celastraceae. The record is from RefSeq and is a predicted model, not a curated record. The transcript has 4 exons. Gene Ontology annotation, biological process: translation. Gene Ontology annotation, molecular function: structural constituent of ribosome; RNA binding.